This is a messenger RNA of Vitrella brassicaformis, 4466 nucleotides long. Lineage: Eukaryota; Vitrellaceae. The record is from the annotation of a GenBank genome assembly.
AUUUGAUGAGAGGCUGAGGUUUUACAGACGGCUGGCGGCAGCGCUGACGGCAUCGGGCCUCUUCUCUUGACGAUAUGUCAUUUGCAGCUGUGUGGAGGCCGCCGGCUACCACCUGAGGAGUGAGCCAGACACACAAGGAUGGAUGGAUGGAUGGAUGGAUCUCAUCUCCCUCGCCCUUCUCCUUUGGUGCAGGUGGUUGAUCUGUGCCGACGAUGGACGUCAGUAGCGAUGGCGGCCCGGCGCCCUCACGAGGUGAUGACACACUCACACAUGCAACCACACGUCGACUGAUGGCCGUCAGCCGCCAAUAGUGUCAUGCCUUGUGCGUGGUGAUGGUGUGAUGCAUUCAGGGGAGGAGGGCGGAGGAUCAGGUGGCGAUAAGGAUAGCUUGCGGGAUGUCAUAGACAAGAUACACUCGGUGAGAGAAAGAUAGAGAGGGGAGGGAUGGCAAGCUGCCCCAUAUACUGCAGCGGUUCGAUUGUUGGCUCUGCGGUGCGCAGGUCACCUCACGGAUGGCCGAGAGCUCUCAGGCGGCGAAGGUGAGGAUAGCACAUGCCGACUCCAAUAAACAGGUCAGCACAAACACACACACAUACAUGCAGCCAGCCAUGUGCCCACACUCACUCAUUCCUGUGUACUUUGCAGGGCUGUGCAACGUUGGCUGGCCGUUUGUCUGGUGUCCUGAAGACUCUCACAGACGUCGACUCGAUGCUCAGCGACGAGCUGGCACAGAUUCCCAGCGUCGACCACAACACAACAGUAGGAUGAAGCGACCAAUAGGAGGGCACACACGAGCUGGUCACUGACCUGCAUCUGUCUGCGUCUGCCCAUUUCAGCGAAAGGGCGGUGACCGCAAGACGUUUCGGUGGCUGUACAAUGUCAGCGACAGUCGGACGGCGGGCGUGUCUGAGAGUUCGGACGAGACCGACAGGGCAGCGCAGCACAGCAAGGCGGUAUGCACGUGCUCACACAAGGAUACGGUGCAUCCGCGAAAUGGACCAUCUCGUGGGAUCAGGUGUCUGUUGGUGAUGGGAAGCGCUCACGGGUCGGGACCAGCUCGCCUGCUGCUGCUGGUGCUGCUGCUGCCAGUAGUGAUGGAGGUACGCAUGAGCACCGGCCCACCAAAGGCAGCAAACAUCGUUAUCAUCGCGCCUUCAGGUUGUUCGAUUGGCGCAUCUGAUGCAACAGCAGCAGCAGCAGCGAGACUGCGGGGAGCGCAGUCUCGCCAGCUCACACAGGUGAAACACACAUAGAUAAGACCAUCUCCAGCGCAUACAUGCCUUCUCCUUCUGUUGUGUGUGUGUGUGUCAGGAUUACGGCCGGCCGUGUCUGCCUGGUCUGCCCGAGGGCGUCAUGGGCCACAUGGGGUCGUUCAUGACGACGAGGACGGCGACAGCUCGCCUGACGCGCGUCAACAAGGAGACCCGCCAGAAGGCCACCGACGACACCUUCGGCGUAUUCCGGCACUUCAGUAUGACGAAGGACGAGGAGGCCAAAUACCAGGCCAUUCGCAAGCUGAAGGACUUGAAGCACCUGGUGAGAUGGGGAGUGGAGUGCGCGACAUUUGUUGAUUUGAUCACCCCUGUCUUUCUGUGUGUGUGCAGGGCAAGAUCCGGACAGCACAUGUGGAGGCGUCCGGUGUGGUGCCGUGUGUGGUCGAGCUGCUCGAGAGGUCCUCAGCGACGCUAAAGGAGCUGUACGUGUCGCCUGACGACAAGGUCCACAACGGCGACACAUACGUAGAUAAAGACGGCACACCCAUCCCACCGGCGCGCCCUGCCGGGGUCGCAACACCCUUUCCCAGCCUCACACAUAUGAACAUUCAGUCCAACGUGUGGCUCGACCACAUCAGGUACUGCAUCGUAUCGACCGACACAGACAAGGGAGAGCAACAAUUGUUUACCUGACACAUAACAUACGUCGUUGUGCUGAUUGCUGGCGUGCAGCGUCCGUCGGUGGGCCCUCCCAGCCCUCACGAGUCUUCGAGUCAGCAAUCCUGCCCAGUGGGAUGGGUCAGCUCCCGAGUGGAAUGGGUCAUUGGCGUCCCUCAUGCACCUUGUCGAGACGGCGCCCGCGAUCGAGCGGCUGGAGGCCGAGCGUAUCUGGUGUGACGACAGUAAGUGGGGUGAGUUCACCGCUGCCCUCGGCCGCUGCCCGCAGAUCAAGACCAUCGCCGGCCUGGAUGUCGGGUUCGGCCGCCUCAAUGCGCUCAAGCAGGCCCUCGACCGUCACUGGGCCAAACCAGAGAAAAAAGGUGACUUAAUGAAGAGCUGAGUCAGACCUCAACGCGUCUUAUUCUCCUGCUCCGUCCUUUUCUAAUUUGCAGCUGUGCGGAAGAAGCUGGGGCUCGUCGUGUCUAGCACGAUCAUCGGCGCGGACUGCAGGGAGGAGGCGGCCGACCUAGGGGUCACCAGCAAGUGGGCGGCAGAGGUGAACUGUGAGCUGGAGUGGCGGCCUGCAGGCGAGUUGGUCAUCGACUGCAGCGAGGAAGCGAGUGCUGCUUCUUCUGCACCUCAUGGCGUGUUUGGGGAGGUCGUUGGACAGCUCGUGGCCAAGGCGACUAGUGUAAGGAGGGGAGGCAAGAGAGGACGUCAGGCAAAGCAGCGAAUGAGUGUGCGUCCUUUGUGCCUGUGCAGGUUACUUUGAGGCUGGGCGGCAGCCCCCUCCACCCGUCAUGGCGUGACAAGCUUAUCUUCCCCAACGCCAAAUCACUCAGCCUCCAGCCCGUGUAUGGCGCCAGUACCUCAGCGGUGGUCGCGAGCAUCCCCGAGUGGCUGACUGAGAGGGAUGGAGCGGGGCAGAUCGCCGCGAGCCGAUGCUUCCCGGCUGUCGAGCAACUGGACAUGUAUUUCCAGUUUCUCUCCUUCUCUGACCUGCCCUCUGCCCCAUCCAAGCUGAGCCGUCUUGUCGGGGGGCUGAGGGCUCUCAAGAGGGUCGCCUUCCGCUGUCUGUCUAGCUUAGCCGUUGGCUGUGAGCUGCUAUCGUAUGUGUCUGUGGGGCAGCUAGAUGAGGUUGAGAUAGCCGAACCUCUGUCUCGCGAGUGGCCAGCCAGUGUGCCAGCGGAGUGGAACUUUCGCUCGCCUCCCAUAGAGCGCCUGGUUCCCCCCCAUCCCGAUGGAGUCCUCGUGGAUGAGUGGCCUAGCAAGGCAGGUGUGCAGUCAUUUCUGCAGCUGGUGUCGACACUUCGCCCAGCGAGUGUCGACCUCACUGCAACGCUGCGUGAUCAUGAGUUGGAGGGAGAGGACGGGGCGUCGAGGCUCCAGGCCGCCCAUUCAUUCGCGUGGGAGUGCUACGAUCGUACUAAGGCGCUCUACACCAUGACGGGCGGGUCAUGUGAGCAAGUCAGUCAGGAACGGCACCGUCUCACCAUGCAGCUGGCUGCCAAGUGAGUCAAGUGGGUGGGGUGGGGGGCGGGGCGGGGCGGGUGGCCGCACGUGUUGCUCUUGUACAGUCUGUCUGUGUGCAUAGGUGGGUGGAUGGAUGCAUGGAUGGAUGGAUGGUCCGCAUGUGUUGACACUUCGGUGGGCUGUUUUGCUCAUAACCAAGCUGAUAGUGUGUGGGGCCUGAAUCGUUCUUCUCUGCUGCCUGCCUGACUCCGCCUUUUGCUCGGCUGACCACCGGCAACACAGCCACCAGGUCGGCCGGCCGACGGGGGGGUUGGUUGGUUGGAAAGGACAGACAGCGGAAACACAGCAAGGCUGCCGGCUAACUGUGGUGGGAUAGAGAGACGUGCGCGUGAAUGAGAGAUGAGGAGCUGCAUGCUGCCUGGCCUGCGGUGAAGACCUUGACCAUGCAAUGAAGGCAAUGAGUGGGUGGUGCAUGGGCAGGGGGCGUUUCUCUGCCGGUGUGGUCAUCAAGCACAAGCAGUUGAAUGAGAGCCAUUGUUCACACACACACGAAGAGGAGUCAGGCGGCUGUCCACCCCACACGCGGCAACAGCCAGCAGACCCCUCACACCACACACACACACACCUCCCCCUCCCUCCAUGCCCACUCCGCGGAUGCUUUUGCUUGUGGUCCACAAACAGAUAAGUUGAGCAGCACAAUCUGUGAAAUGAAUCUGGGUACGUGUGUGGAUUAAGAUCAUGCCUCUGUGUGUGUGUGUGUGGUGGGGCCCAUGCCGAUGUGGCGUCUCUGCUGCUACAGCAAGCCUCUCCCUAGCGCCCAGCAAUUGCGCUGGUACGGACGGACGGUCCGCCAACCAAAGCCAUGUCUGUGUGUGUUUCUAUCUGUCUGUCUGUCUGUCAGAGUUGCGGGGCAUCAAGAGCAAGGUGCUGAUGAAGAGACCCCAAUGCUGCUGCCACAAAUCAGAGGUGGUGCCGGAUGGAUGGACGGAUGGAUGGCUGCGGAGCGCCGGCUGUCGGCUGUGACGCCUACAGCUGCAGCCGCGUGUGUAUAUGUGUCGAGAUGUGUGUGAUUUGUGUGUCUGUCUUCAAAGGGCCCUUUCUAUUACUUCGGCGUCUGAC